AUGGUCGUAUACCAUGGGCCGGGAGUAAAUUCGGGGGGUUGGGAGGUGCUGGCCAUCGUCGAAGCGAUAGGAAAAAUGGACGCAAAAGAAAAAAAGGAAAAGACGACAAAGAAGGCAAGCGAUAGAUUCAACAUCAAUUCUCAGCUAGAGCAUCUUCAAGCUAAAUAUGUUGGAACAGGGCAUGCAGACUUAAAUAGAUUUGAAUGGGGUGUGAAUAUCCAACGCGACAGUUAUGCAUCAUACAUUGGCCACUACCCUAUCUUGGCCUAUUUUUCUAUUGCUGAAAAUGAAUCCAUUGGAAGACAACGCUACAAUUUUAUGCAAAAAAUGCUGUUGCCUUGUGGUCUUUCUCCAGAGAGAGAAGAAGAUUGAAGUCCUGUGUUAUUUGUGGCUGCUUCCUUGUAUUUUUAUUUAUACUGCUGUGUAGAACUCUGUAUGCGUGUUGAACUGAGAUCAUCUGUAAUGGAUUUGAAGUUUGCUGGCUACAGAUGGUAAACACUUGUUUAACUA
Messenger RNA from Zingiber officinale, 510 nucleotides. RefSeq lists its product as uncharacterized. The transcript is spliced from 4 exons. The coding region runs from base 1 to 372 and encodes 123 amino acids. Gene Ontology annotation, biological process: mRNA splicing, via spliceosome. Lineage: Eukaryota; Viridiplantae; Streptophyta; Magnoliopsida; Zingiberales; Zingiberaceae. The record is from RefSeq and is a predicted model, not a curated record. Gene Ontology annotation, cellular component: U2 snRNP; precatalytic spliceosome.